GGCAGUCGGGUCAGGCACUCGUAUCACCGUUACUAUAUUUAAUAUUAUUGUGCAGUGUAUUAAUGAUUGAAGGAUGGCUAAGCCGACAGUGUUUAUGCGACAAUGCAUGAUUUCCCGACCUCGUCGUGUAUCCACUUCAUCAUCUGGAAGGACCUCGACAUCACCCCAGCGGCACAAUGCUGUGGUACCUGCUGUUGCAAAAACAUAUAAACGCUUCGCGGACAUUCCUGGACCAAUUGCUCUUCCGAUGAUGAAGCAUCAUGAGCACGUAUUACCAAGAAUAGGAUGCUAUCAUCACACCAUUGGAUUAGGUCUGCUGGACAGCUUGAAGGAAAAAUAUGGAAGUUUGGUUCGUUUGGGCAAAACUUCCCGUAAGCGUCCGGUGCUUUAUGUUUUCGAUCCGGAGCUAAUGAGAGAGGUAUACAACAGCACAGCAACCGAGCCACCGGUUUGGUUCGGAUCGCCUCUAGAAGUACAAAGAUACAGGAGAGAUGAAUGUCCAAUGAAUAGAGACGAACUAAAAGCAAUUUGGUCGGCGCUGCAAAUUAUACUACAAGAUGGAACACUACAAAAAAGUUACGAAAAGGCCUUCGACACAAUUGCCCAAGAUUUCUUACAAAGGGUCAGCGAGUUACGUCAUUCUGGUAACGCUCUUAAUGAAGAAAUAAAUACGGAAAUGUAUCGGUGGGCGCUUGAGACUAUAGGAGUAUUGAUGUUUGGCAUACGCCUGGGAUGCUUACAAGGGCCUGUACACAUACCUUCAGAUAAUAGGCGUCCAGAGAUGACUUCAAUGGAUGACGAUAUCAAGGACCUAUGCUCCUUAUUCCAACGAAACCUGGAUGACCUGUCUCCAGCUGAACAGCUGGUGAGGUGUUCCUUGGAAAUCGCCGAUGAAAAUUACUUAGUGAGAAGUGAAAGUACGCUUAAACCAGAUUCUGAGCGAUUCAAGAAUGCUGUCUUGACUUUUGAUCGUCAUUUCAGCUUAACACAACAGUUUCUAAAGGAAGCACAAGCACGUCUCGAUAGCGGCGACAUAAAACCAGAGCAAAUACUCUUUGACAAACUAAAACCCCUUGGAGAAAAAAUGCUGCCCAUAGCCGCUGACGUCUUACUCGCUGGAGUUGAUCCACUUGCGCAAACAGCACUAAGCAUGUUCUAUCAGCUCUCACUCCACCCAGCACAACAACAGAGAGCCCACGAUGAAGUCGUUUGGUCGAAGGCGUCAAAUGACGCGGGCAUAGAGACCGGUGACCUGCCCUACAUAACUGCUUGUGUCAGAGAGGCGAUGCGGCUUAAGCCUGUUACAGGGGGAGUUGUGAGAAGAAGUAAAGAAGAGUUGGUCAUCGACGGAUAUGAGAUACCUGCUGGGGUGGACAUCGUACUGGCACACGGUGUUUCAAGUAAAACAGAGGAAGAAUGGGGCAGGGCGAAAUCAUUCAUUCCGGAUCGGUGGAUCAGCCAAGGGUGGACGCCAAUUCAAGCUUCGAGAGCCCAUUCCUUCGCUUCCCUUCCAUCUGGCCAGUCAUGUCCGGCCAAUGGUAUCAUCAGUCCCAUGCUGAUACCACUUGCAACAAGAAUGCUGGAUAAGUACAGACUAGAAUGGCACGGUCCUCAACCCAAGUUGGUGACCGGCGGGGUCAACAAGCUCCAACCACCAUACUACUUCGUGCUGCAAAAUGCUUCGUGAAAUGUGACAAAAUGUUAAGAGAAAAAGUUUAUUUGAUUAAUUCUCUAAAUAUGGGGAUGUCAAAGUUUUACAGUCGUACUCUGAGUUGUCAAUUUAACGUUCAUGGUAUAUUAAUAAUUAUAUAUCUAAAGAACUAUGCAACGAAACUGUCCGAUUACUUAACGACUGUCGGAUAUGAAAUUAGAUUUUGAGUAUGCCUGUUAUUAAGUAUUAGGCCUGGUAGAUGGCGCAUAAUUAUGAAUAUGAAAUAAUUGUAUUUUUGUAUUAAAUAAAUGAUAUUAAUAAUA
Pieris brassicae (large cabbage white) is the source of this 1974-nucleotide messenger RNA. RefSeq names its product probable cytochrome P450 49a1. NCBI's taxonomy places the organism in Eukaryota, Metazoa, Arthropoda, Insecta, Lepidoptera, Pieridae. The transcript has 10 exons. Bases 74 to 1687 code for a protein of 537 amino acids. Gene Ontology annotation, molecular function: iron ion binding; monooxygenase activity; oxidoreductase activity, acting on paired donors, with incorporation or reduction of molecular oxygen. The record is from RefSeq and is a predicted model, not a curated record.